Messenger RNA from Epinephelus lanceolatus (giant grouper), 3976 nucleotides. It is a transcript of the gene erp44, whose product is annotated as endoplasmic reticulum protein 44. Lineage: Eukaryota; Metazoa; Chordata; Actinopteri; Perciformes; Serranidae. Gene Ontology annotation, cellular component: endoplasmic reticulum membrane; endoplasmic reticulum-Golgi intermediate compartment. Gene Ontology annotation, biological process: protein folding. Gene Ontology annotation, molecular function: protein disulfide isomerase activity. The record is from RefSeq and is a predicted model, not a curated record.
AUGAAACUGUUAGCAAUAUCUCCCUCUCUCGAUACCCGCUUCGUCACGGUUCUACUGCUGGUGAUGGGCCUCUCUACACCCGGACAAGCAGAAAUCACCAGUCUGGAUUCAGCUAACAUAGAUGACGUCCUAAAUAAUGCUGGGGUGGCAUUAGUCAAUUUUUAUGCAGACUGGUGCAGAUUCAGUCAGAUGCUCCAUCCAAUUUUUGAGGAGGCAUCUAACAUAGUGAGGGAGGAGUUCCCUGAAACCAAGCAGGUGGUGUUUGCCCGUGUCGACUGUGACCAACACUCGGACAUAGCCCAGCGGUACCGCAUCACCAAGUAUCCGACAUUGAAGUUGUUCCGCAAUGGGAUGAUGAUGAAGAGGGAGUACAGGGGUCAGAGGUCGGUGGCGGCCAUCGCUGACUUUAUCCGCCAGCAGCAGGUCGACCCUGUGAAAGAGAUACAGUCAAUGGAGGAGAUUAACACUCUGGAUAGGAGCAAGAGACACAUCAUAGGCUAUUUUGAAAGCAGGGACACAGACAACUACCACACAUAUGAAAAAGUUUCCAACAUCCUUCGAGAUGACUGCACAUUCUUGGCUGCUUUUGGCUCCGUAUCUGAGGCCGAGCGCUUCAGUGGAGACAAUAUAAUCUACAAGCCUGUCGGGGAGGGCGUACCUGACAUGAUCUACCUCGGCUCACUCACCAACUUCGACCUGACCUAUGCUUGGGCCCAGGACAAGUGUGUGCCUCUGGUCAGGGAGAUCACCUUUGAAAACGGAGAGGAGCUGACUGAAGAAGGAAUUCCUUUUCUCAUCUUGUUCCACGUUAAAGAAGACGGAGAGAGCUUAGAGAAGUUUCAACAUGAAGUGGCUCGCCAGCUCAUCAGUGAGAAAGGGUCUAUAAACUUCCUGCACGCGGACUGCGAGAAGUUCCGCCAUCCUUUGCUCCAUAUCCAGAAAACUCCUGCUGAUUGCCCCGUCAUCGCUAUAGACUCAUUCAGACACAUGUAUGUCUUUCCUGACUUUAAAGACCUCAGCGUCCCUGGCAAGCUGAGACAGUUCGUGUUGGACCUUCACUCUGGAAAGCUACACCGAGAGUUCCACCACGGUCCCGACCCCACAGACAGCACGCCCGGACAGGAGGAGACGGGAGGAGAAGUGGCCAGCAGCCCUCCAGAGAGCUCGUUCAUGAAGCUGGCGCCCAGCGAGACUCGCUACACCAUCCUCAGACGGGACCGCGAUGAGCUGUGACCUCACCGACCUUCCAGUGAUCCUGUGACUCAAUGCCACGCCCCAGGGUCAGGGAGGGGGUUAGGGUUGGGACAGGCCAGCGGGACAGAACAGCAACACCCAACACCCUUACUGAAGAGAGAGAGAUGGAGAGGAGGAGGAGAAUGAAGAGGAAGAAGGAGAAAAAGAAGAACAGGAGGAAAAGAGAGUUCAGUCCACGACACAACCAUGUUGGAAUAACCUAUAUUUUCAUAACUCUUUCACGUACAGUUUUUAUUUUGGAUCAAAAAGAAGGGGGGUAAAGAAGAAAUCGUGUGUGGGCAGGGGUUAGGGGCAUCAAGAGAAGUGUUUUUACUUUUAUUUUUUGGAGCUUGUAAAUACGUUUGUGCUACAUGGGAGUCUCAUUGUUGGUCUAAAUUAAAUGCAGAUUUUUCUUUAUUUUAUGCCUUUCUUUUACAUCACCCGGCUUUUUGUAGAAAAAAAAACAAAAAACAGAACAGUUCCCUCACUCCAGUUGUACGGUUCUUAUCUGUGGGUAGUCCAGUUCAGCCUGAUAGGAGACACUUGUUUAGUCUCACUGACCUCAUGGCUGCAUCUCAAUAUGACCAACUCUAGUCUAAUUCAUUUGUAUAGCACAACUUAUAACAAUAUGCCUGCUUGAAGUAGCUUUAUCUCCAUAUCUUCUCCACACACACUGAAGGAACAGAAAAGUAUUUUGGAAAUGCUUUGUAGGGUUAACAUACUUUAAACCAUGACUUGAGACAGAAGAUAAAGAGACGGAGCUACUCCAGCCUAUUGAGAUGCACCCCUUCUCUCCCUGGUACUAAAUGGUUAUAGAUUAUGAUGUCUCUUACAGUGCUUAUAAAAAGUAUUGCCCCCUCUGACCUUUUUGUGUGUCGCUGUUUCACAACACUGAAUUGCAGUGGAUGUAAUUAGGAUUUUAUUUUUGUCAACAAUCAAGAGAAAAUACUGUAACGUGAAAGUGAAUGUGCCUUUUUUGGCCAUCAUACUAAAUUUAGUAGAAGCCUUAAAGGGAUAGUUCAGAUGUUUUGAAGUGCGGUUGUAUGGGGUCGGUGUUUCCCUAUGGUAGUGAUCAGUCGGCACAUCCUCCAGUUUGGAGAAGCAGACUGGAGUCCGACACAGAAGCUAAGCAGUGUACUGCUGUGUACACUGUAUUGAGAAAAUAGUCACUGCUUUACAUUUCAAUCACGCAGCGCGUUUUGAUCGGGGAGCCAUAAGCGGCGUCACUUCCCCAUCAGACUCCAUUGAAAAAACAAUGAUUUUAACUCGCUGAACACAGGAGCUGCUGUUCUACUGCUGCUUCAGUCAGUUAGUGUUAUUGUGUGACUUCGGUGAAUCAGAACCACUUCUUUUAAAUGCCAAAGUCACACAAUAACACAAACAAACUACGUGAUUAAGCCAGCAGUAGAUUUGCAGCUCCUGUGUUUAGCAGCAUUAAAUCACUGUUUUUGUCAAUGGAGUCUGGCCUAUAAGAGAGCGAUAUAAUGGCUUUGUUUUCCCAUUGGAAAUCCCUGUCUAACUCAAAGGUAAAGCUUUGAAAAUAGUCUAAAUAUAGCACACACUUCAACUGAUUGAUGAUUUUAGGUGGCCAAAAUAUGUUGGACUCCAGCUUGAUUCUCCAGAUUGGGGGUGUGCCAACUGACAUCUACUGUAGGUAAUGUACACUCUGUGGAUAAGUACCCCAUACAACCCCACUUCAGAAAAUCUGAACCAUCCAUUUAAACUGCACAAUACCAAAAAAAGAACACACCAUCCCUGUCAUGAAGCCUGGUGGUGGCAGCAUCAUGCUGUGUGGAGGCUUCUCUGCAGCGAGCCCUGGACGGCUUGUCAGUGUAGAAUUGAUGCAGCAAAGUGCAGAGAAAUCCUGGUAAAAGCAACUAAAGUUGUAUUUUUCACAGCAAGACAACCCCAAACAUGAAACCAAAUCUACACAGGAUUUCAAAGAAUUAGUGUCCAGAUGUGUAAAGCUGUUACAGGCCUUUUGAAGUAGACCAUAAGGCUGUAACUGUUGCCAAAGGUGCCUCUAUUAAGUACUGUCUUGAAGGACAUGAAUACUUAUGCAAUCAGGAGUUCUGUUAUUUUUGUACCCAAGAAAUGUUUCUGUUUAGUCUCGAAAAUGCUGAUUACCUCCACUACUGCACAACAUUAAAAGUAAAAGGGGGCUGGAUACCUUUUUAAAGGCACAGUAUUUGCCAUAACACUUCUUGAGUUGUGUUCCUGGGGAUCAAGUAGAGGAGAAAAAAAAUGUUUUUGCAACGAUGUACUUUAAAAAUGAUUAGGAAUUUAUGAAAUGGCUGUUGUUUUUGCUGUUACCUGUUGUCAAAUGUGUCAUCAUGCUGGGGGAGAAAAGAUGGUGGCCUUCCCGGUGUUUUAAAAAAAGCCGAGAGACAAGAGGGGAAAACCCGUGUGAUGAAUGGUGGAAAUUUACAGUCUGCCACUUUAUACAAGUUCUCUUAAAACUGGUUUUGUCUCUUUAUAUGUCUUUGAGGUUUUGGUACAAGUCUAGAUCCCUGAGAUCCCCUGAGUGUGAAUGAAUCCAGAUUAUGAAUACGGGGACCCAUUGCUAAGGUUGUACUGUGUGUCCUGCCCUUCCAUAGAGGCCAAAAGAUGCCUGCAUAGUGACAUAUCAGCCCACAUACAGGAGAGCAACAGGGGGGAGCGUGAUGCCAUUUCUAAACCAGUCAUCUCAGAGGGGAAGAAGAGUUAAAAAAUGAAAAAGUAAAUUAAAAACCAUUUUACAGGA